This is a messenger RNA of Lethenteron reissneri (Far Eastern brook lamprey), 7801 nucleotides long. RefSeq names its product heparan sulfate glucosamine 3-O-sulfotransferase 6-like. Lineage: Eukaryota; Metazoa; Chordata; Hyperoartia; Petromyzontiformes; Petromyzontidae. Gene Ontology annotation, molecular function: [heparan sulfate]-glucosamine 3-sulfotransferase activity. The record is from RefSeq and is a predicted model, not a curated record.
GUCUGAAUUCGGACACGUUCGCUCAGCCACGGCACUCGGCUGUGGGCUGGGGGCAAGGCAAGCGACGUCUCUUCCCUCUCACGGCGCGACACUAGCGGAGUCCGUCUCGCUCAUGUGCCAGUGUCUGUGUGUCUGUGUGUCUGUCUGUCUGUGUGUGUCUGUGUGUGUUGUGGGGGGGUAGUUCAUAGGUGGAGCGCUACGAUCCCGGCAAUCCCUGAGUUCGAUUACCGACUUACGGACAACACCAGCGGUGGUGGCGGUGACGAUUAUCUGGACCGGUCCUGGGCCUCCCCUAGGUCGACUCAGCCUCAAAUGAGUACCUGGUGCGGUGUGUAAACAUCGCCAUUGGGGGGGGAGACAAAGGCGGUCGGGCAUUGGUUGUUGGCCAACCCGCCCCCUCGUGUGUUGCCGUUCCUGGCCUUGAGUAGGUGCUACUCGCUAACAGCACUUGCCCCAACAGUCUGUGAAGGCUACACGGGGGAUCUUUGUCAUCGUCUCCUUCCCCCGAUGGAGUGACUCGAUUUGAAGGACUGAGUGUCUUUUUUUUAUUCCGACAAUGGAGUGUCAAUGAUAAUCCAGGAGGAUUUACCUUUUUAUAUUUUAUCGACAGGACGAUUCCUCGCUCAAUUCGGCGUGAUCGUCAUCUUUUACAUUUUAACAAACAAUCAAAAAACCACGUGACAAUCUCCUAAAGUAUUAUUUACAAGUAGUAGUCGUUCUUCGAUAGUGCGGAUAACAAGAAGAUCUGAUCGAUACAGAAGACCUGGGAACCCAUCGUUCGUCUCAUCCACCGCCGUCUCUUCCACGACCCUUCGGAGUUUCACCUAUAACGACCAUGACGCCCAUCGUCACCGGCGGAGUACUCUUACUCCUCGCUUUAUCGACCCCGUCUCAAUGCGCUCCGGACAGGAGGAGCCCUCCCUUGCCGGGACCCCGCGAUUUCAGCGGCCACGCGAACGCCGUCCGCUCCCAAGCAGCAGCAGUCGCGGCGGCGGAGGCGACAUUGUGGAUCCGGCACGAGGAGUUGAACCGUGGUGUGGGCAGGGAAGAGGUCGAGGUGGAGGAGGAGGUGGAGGAGGUGCCGAGGAGGAGGCUACCGCAAGCCAUCAUCAUCGGCGUGAAGAAGGGUGGAACCCGCGCUCUACUCGAGGCACUGCGGCUCCAUCCGGACGUGAGGGCGGCAGGAGCUGAGCCGCACUUCUUCGACAGGAAUUACCAGCGAGGCCUCGAGUGGUACAGGAGCCUCAUGCCGCCCACGCUUGAGGGCCAGCUGACGAUGGAGAAAACCCCGAGCUACUUCGUGACGGAGGCGGCUCCGGCUCGCAUCAGCGCGCUGGCGCGGGACGAACGCGACAGCUUCCGCGGAGACCACAACGGCAGCGGCGGCGGCGGCGGAGGUGGCGACGUAGGAGGUGGAGACAUGCGCCUGGUGGUGGUGGUGCGCGACCCCGUGACCCGCGCCAUCUCCGACUACGCUCAGACUCUCUCCAAGCAGCAGCAGCAGCAGCCGCCCACCGCCGCCACCGCCGGCAACGCCACGCGCGUCCCGUCCUUCGAGGCGCUGGCCUUCCGCGCUAACGGCUCGGUGGACCCGAGCUGGAGCGCCGUGCGCAUCGGCCUGUACGCGCAGCACCUGGCGCGCUGGCUGCUCCACUUCCCGCUGGGGCGCAUGCUCUUCGUGAGCGGCGAGCGGCUGGUGACGGCGCCGGCCGGCGAGCUGGCGCGCGUCCAGCGCUUCCUGGGGCUGCGCCCCGUCAUCGGGGAGCAACACUUUGCGUUCGACGCCGCCAAGGGCUUCCCGUGCCUCCAGAGGAGCGGCGGGAAGAGGCCGCACUGCCUGGGCAAGACCAAGGGCAGGCCGCAUCCUCGCAUAGAGGCCGAGGCCAUCCGGAGGCUGCGGGACUUUUACAGGCCCCACAAUCAAGAGUUCUACCGGAUGGUGGGGCACGACUUUGGCUGGGAUUGAUGUGGUGAAGACAGUGGUGGAGAAGGUGGUGGCGGUGGUGGGGUAGGAGGUUGAUGCGUUGGCAGAGGUGGUGGUGGUGGUGGUGGCGUUCAUGAUAGGACGGGAACUGGGGGUUACCAUCUCUGAGCUAACGAAAAAUAUUAAUCCGGGGCAUUUCAUGGCGGGGGGGGGGGGGGGGAGGAAAGAAUAAGAAGAGGAGGAAGAUGAAGACGAAGAAUAUUCAGACUGGAGCGUCGCCACGCAGCUGACAACAAGCCGGGACUUGCAUUAACGGCUCGCAGAUUAUCCCUGGACCGCUCAACAAGAGGACGGUUCAGGGGACCAAAAUAACCGGGACAGGUGGCAACCCCUGCCGUGACACGGUGGUGCUGCUGCUGGUGCUAGUGCCAGCGCAAAGUGUUUAGGCAGUACAGCAAGUGGGUUGCCGACGCCAUCUGUCCCCGGGUUUGUCGUGAGCGCCGUGUCUGGCUUUGAGACUCGACGAAGCCUAUUGCUGGGUAAAUUAAUAAUUGUUGUUAACGUUAUUAGUUGUGUGUGUGUGUGCGUUUUUUUAUAUCACUCGUAUAAUUAUUAUUAUUACCGUGCAUUAUUUAAGUAUCUUAAAAAAACCCAGUCCGACGAGAGUUAAUAUCGGAAACUCUGAACGCGUAGGGACGACGCGUAUCUCUCGUGUGUAUAUAUACACACACACACACACGAUUUAUAUAUUACCGCUGGUGCCUGAUUUUACUCAAUUGUCUUCACACACGUGCACUCGGAUAAACACACGUGUGUGCGUGUUUAGUUUACAUCGAGCAAAGAAAUAAAUGCAACCCUUGCCAGCCUUUGAAGGACUAAACAACCCGACAUCCCACGGAAUUUCUCAGCUCUGCCUUUUAUUUUUAGAGGGCAGCUCUCGGAUGUUGGCUUGUAAUGUGGGGAUCGAGGGUUACUCCCUCUCCCCCCCUCCGCACGCGUGCAUUUUCUCCGGUGGGAUUUUUCUCCCCGUUUUCUCUCGCGUGGUGUAAAACCACCCACUGAUGGAGUUGGGACAAACGUGCCAAUGUAGGACUCCAGAGCUCGGGCAACUUGUUGACGUGGAGUUCUGGCUGCCUUUCCCGAAUUGUCUGUGGGUUUCCCCGUGCGCGCUCUGAAUCGUUCCGUCUGUGUGUGUGUCUGUCUCUCUCUUUCUCGUGAACGAAAACUGUGCGUGUUACAAAUACUAAAUUAUUAUUUAGAUUGUCAUCUUUGAAUAGCUCACGGAGAUGGCCGUUACGUUUUAUUUUUAGGAAGCCGUCUGUAAAUGCACACCGCCGCCGCCGCAACUUUGCUCGUGGCACCUCCAAUUGACAUCGGACGUUGAGCCAACGUCGGGCCAACGUUGGCUCAACGUUUUGCUCGACGUUGGCCCGACAUUGACUCAACGUUGGCCCAACGUUCUGCUCGACGUUGGCCCGACAUUGACUCAACGUUGACUCAACGUUGACUCAACGUUGGCUCAACGUUGACUCGACAUUGACUCAACGUUGGCUCAACGUUGACUCAACGUUGACUCAACGUUGGCUCGACAUUGACUCGACGUUGACUCAACGUUGGCUCAACGUUGGCUCAACGUUGGCAUGUAGUUGGAACCAUUGGCACGACGUUGGCCCUGACGUUGGCCCUGACGUUGGCCCUGACGUUGGCCCUGACGUUGGCCCUGACGUUGGCCCUGACGUUGGCCCCACCUUUACCGGGCAGCGGCGUCCUUGAUGCGCUGCAGGCAUCGCCGUUUUUUUUUUUUUGCUGCGAAGGCCCGGACGAUUAUCAGACGAUCUGCAUUAGCCCCCUGCGGCGAGAGACGUUAAAGACAUGAGGAUCCAAUCAGCGGGAAAUAAGCUCAAGGGUGGCCUACGCGUUUACAUUCUUUGUACGAGGCUCACUGAUUGAGGUACGGGGUGAGGGAGCGACUUGGGAAAGUGGGGGGGGGGGGGGGGGGCAGUGGGUGAAGGAUGGAUGAGGUUAAGGAAAAUAGAGCAAUGCCAAUUAUUUUUUGUGGUCGCCUGCGAUUACACACGGAGGAUGAUGAGGAGGAGGAAGCGUCCGUCACACUCCAGGCUGCGCGCCGCACGUACAUGUCUGUAUUAUGUUGAACUUCUUUAGGCGACGGUGAUAAUCGGAGGCGCGGGGGGAAGGACAACAAUUUCAACACAACAAAGCAGUUCUAAAGAAUUGAGUUUUCAAUGUAGCUUUACAAGUGCAUAGCUCCUAGUGCCUUCCUAAUAUCGGAAUGAAGAGCGUUCCAGACGGCCUCAAAAGCGCCGCAUCUGAAAGCGCCGUGCGAUGUGGGUGCCACCGUCUUUGUUCGAUGGCUGAGCCAAAAAGCCGCCGCCGCUACUGCGAGGUUGACCGGAGAUCACGUGACGACGGCUUUACGCUCCUUGACCAGAUGAGCGAGGUAAUUGUGGUUCAUUUGUGGCGAGCACUUUUUGCGUGUAAGGAAAACACGCGCGUGUGUAAUGGAGGUUUUUCGGUUAGUUCGCGUGAAUAUAUAAUUUGGCAUAAUAAAGUUUUUUGGGUUAGAUCGCGUUAUUUAUCAAUGUGUCGUAACCCUCCACUGCCCGACACGGCCAAAAAGUAAAAAAUGUGUCACGUUUACGAAGGACAAAUAAAGCCUCCGUGUUAAUAUAAUUUGGCGUUAAACGCGCCCCCACCCGAAACGGCCGAUUAGUAAGGUUAGUCAGGUCAACAGAACGUGCCAAUUCGUUGCUAGUACAGCGCACCGGUGUGUUGGAGAGUAAACCCACAGCAUUUACAAUUUUAUUUACGUGACAAACCUUACCAAGUGGCUGUGUCGGGUGGUGGCGGGUUGAACGACGAACAUUUACGCGAUCUAAGCCCAAAAGUAACCAUUUCAGGUGGGAAUAAAUUAGCCGCAUAUACAGCGCGAAACCGCACAAAUUAAGUGAACGUCAUCUUUUCCUUGGUUUGUUCUUGUCGUUGCGUCACAGACAUUGGUGUCCCGCUAGGCCAGGUUUAGACCGCUGCACCACCGCUCCCCACACACGCUGACACACACAUGGAUGACGAAGCCACCCACCCUACCCACCACUCCGCACCAGGUCGUGCGUGACGUGGGUGUAAAUUGUGGGUAGCUCACACCUCUUCGAAGACGUCUGGCCAGUGUGGAAGAGUAGGCCAAAUACGCCUGCAGAUGUGCUCUCGAGAGCUCUUUCCUCUCUCUCUGUCUCUUCCCCCCCCUCUAGUGGAGGCCCGUUGCACCAGCAGUGCCGUGAGCGGGCUAUUGCAGGGCUGCGCCCUUGUUUGCCUUUCGGUUUAAAAGCACAACUUGAUUUUGUGGGCAAGUACUUGCCACCACAGAUCAUCGGCGUUAGAGCCUGAUAAGUUUAAAAUGUACAUGAUGAAAAAUAUAAACGACUAUAUAACGAGGAUAUCCUACCCCCCCCCCAAAAAAAACAACUAAAAGCCUCCCCCACCUUUGACACGUGUCUGCAAAAUGAUCCGUCGGCGAGUUGCCGCUACUCUACGAUUCAAUCAUUUUGACACAAAAUACGAAGCGUCGUGCGUUCCUGAUCAUCAACGUUCGUUAGAACCUCCCAAGCAAAAUACGAGCUGAGUGACAAAGUCGUGGGGCACAUUGUUUUUUGACAGUAUCACAAUGCUGGCCAGUAUCACAAUACUGGUAAAAAUGUACCCCGUGAUGUAGCUGCUCACCCCGAGCUAUGAAUGCCCUGGUAGUGGCAUUGCCCUUGUUCUGUUCGCCUUGUGGCGUCGUUCUUUGCUCUGACACUGGUGAGGCCGGGCCCUAAAGAAGGCUGUCUCUGGUGUAGACCAAUCAGUUUCAAAGACAAUGCCCAUUUAUUGUCAAGAGCGUGCUUGUGUGCAUGUUCGCUACAAGCACGCGUGGUUUUUGCCGACUUGAAUCCUUGCGAAAUGUAUCUGUGUGGUGUUGAACAUCUGAACACCUCAUGUUUUAAUGCCAGAAAGGGAAAAAAAAACUUAUUUUUCAGUGCGCAAAGGCGACGCUUCAACGAUGCAAAUUUAACGAAGGAGAGCGUUGCCCAUUGUAAAUUAGUGCCUCUUGCACGAGAUCUAUAUUUUUCCGGAGCGAUCGAUUACACGGUCACGCGCCGUCUUAUCCGACAGCUGUCGGAGCGCGUUACGAACGCUAUUGCGUCGUAAGGUCACGGACGUUGGACCGUGCGUGCGUAGGGGAGGGAGGGCUCGUGCCGAGCAAACUGCACUUGCAGAACUUUGUUAUGCGAUUUUGCCAAACGCAGCAAACAGCACAAUGGAGAUAUUAUUUUAAAGGCUACAAAUAACCAAAAGUUAUCGAGACAAAAAUUAUACCGCAUCGCGGCAAACCCCCGAUGAGCAUGAGCAACCGGUUUCUAUUUAAGAUCGGCGAAGAUAUUUGGAGGUGCAUUCUUUUUUUUUUACCAAAGAAAUAUUUUUGACGCAAUGUACAUAACUCAGGUAACGAGAAAAAAGCUUAAAUUAAGCGCGCAAAUGUGUUAUUUUACUCUCGUUUGUUUCAUCCGUCUGUUUUCUUUCUUUCUUGCUUUUAAACACAAACACGCCAAGGUAUUCUGCUUCAAGAUGCCACAUUUAAAUUAAUAUAGCCUCAUAAAUGACACACACACACGCACACGCGCGAGUCCAUGCAAAGGCCGCCCAGAGUAAAGGGGAAAUGAAGCCCAAAAUUCCCCCGAUGCCCUCCAUCUGUGUGACCUCGCACAAGAACGGUGACCCCACAAACCAGUGGUGAUCGUAAAGUAAAAAAACGUCGCUCAACAAACCUUCAGUGACUUUCCAGCUCAUCGACAACGCGAGGCAUUGGUGCUCAACUCCCAGUUUUUGUCCAGCCCUGCAGGUCCACUUGGUGGAAAUUCCACAUUGCCAUGGCGGGGGGUGGGGGGGUGGCGAGUCUAUCCGGAGGACAACACUCCGCUGUCAACUUCACCACAAAUAAGUAAACCCGUAAAAACAAAGUUUUUCACUCUAAAUCCUUUAUAUGCGUGGCGGCUUGAGUCCUCUCGUCCUCUAGCUUGAGAUGGCUGCCACCUAUGGGUCAGAUGAUUGUCUGCAGUAUUAAACAAUUGGUAAUUAAAUAUAAUAUUUUUGUCCUAUAAAGUGUAAAAUUUUGGAAAAAAUUUUUCACGAACAUUAAUUGUCUCGCACAACGAGUCUGUGUGGAAAAUGUCAACUCGAUUGGAUCAUGGGAAGUGGGUUAAAAAACGACCGAAAGAUUUACACGGUCGUAAGCGCGCAAGCAAGCACGCAAGCAAGCAAGCGAACUUAAUAUAAAGGAUUUAAAAAGUGGUAUCUAUUUUAUCGACCCCCUCCCACUGCAGGGAUGAUCGGCCGAGACCACCGUCCAUCCGUCCCUGGCCAGGAUUUGAACUCACGACCUCGCCGAGCCACGGCGAAUUCUGAUCAAUAAAUGGCAUCGAAUUUCGUCUGAAGUAAUCGGGAUGCGAGGUAUAAGGGUAGUGUCCGGAGGGAAUAGUGGGGGGCCCUUCCAACAUGGCCAUUGUGCCCCCCUGGGUGGUCUAAGGGAAACUCUGGGCGGCCCUGGUUCAUGCAUGGCACGAGUUCACCGUUCGUGUGUUCGUUCCGAUUGAGCGUGAACGUGGGUGCCAUAGGAGGCGGCAAUGCUUUACGUUAUUAUCUGCGGUAUAAACUCGACACGCGCGACACGCAUGCACGCGUUCGACGGCGUUCACAAAUGUAAAACUGCCGCGGUGAUGUUUUUGUUAGUUGCGAAACGGCUCUCGGAUUCAUCACCACCACGCAUAUACACACUUAAGUUAUUUAAACAUGCAGGAAUAUUGAAUAAAGUAUUUAUAUCUUUUG